AUGUCAAAAUAUUUACAACUUGCAAUGGGGUUUAAAGAAGUUGCCUAUAAAGGGUUAGAAACAGGAUCUAAAUUAAUAGGUGCACAUGUUAUGCAAAAUGGAUCAAUUACAUUAGAAAUUAUCAACACUUUGGAAACCAUUGAUGAUGAUAAUGUUUUAAAAUUCCCAUUUUUGCAAAAUGAUUUAAAUAAAUUUCGAAAUAUUAAUCAUGAAUAUUUUUUAGAAAAUUUUAAAUUAACUACUGAUGAUUUAAUAUUUGAUUUUGUUAAUAGCAGAAUCGAAAGUUUGUCAUUUAAAUCAGAUUAUCUUAAAUUUGGUAAACAAUUUUAUAAUAAUAUUAUAAGAUCAGAUGAUUAUCAAGAAUCAAUGGUCAAAGUUAGUAAUUUCAUUGUUCAAACCAUAAAUAAUUCAGAAGAAAUUUAUAAUGAUAUGAUGGAAUGUACAUUAAUUCAGAAAUUCUUGAAAUUACACGCUGAAGGGGUUAUGGAUAUAGCAUUCAAUGUAAAUGAUGUUGAUACAAUAUUCAAUCGAGCCAUUAAAGCUGGUAGUGGGAUAAUAAGAUUACCAAAAAUAAUAUCUGAUGAAAAUGGGGUAGUUAAAUUGGCGACUAUUAGUAUACCUAAUUCUGAUAUACAGCAUACAUUGAUAGAAAACAUCAAUUAUACUGGACCUUUCCUACCUGGAUUCUCUCAACCAAUAUAUCCAUUGGCCGAUUAUUAUCAAGUUCAAUUAAAUAUGAUGCCUCCAGUUAAUUUAACAGUAUUGGACCAUUGUGUUGAAAAUUAUAGUUGGAAUCAAAUGAUGGAACAAGCAAAAUUAUAUGCUGAUAUGUUUGGAUUUCAUAAAUAUUGGUCAGUUGAUGAAGAUGAUAUAUCUACUGGGUUCACAGCAUUAAGAUCCAUUGUUAUGUCUUCGAGUAAUGGACAAAUCAAAAUGCCAAUUAAUGAACCAGUUAAAUCAAUUAUGAAAGGCCAAAUUGAAGAGUUUAAUGAUUUUAAUGGUGGUCCCGGAAUUCAACAUAUUGCAUUCCGAACAAACAAUAUAAUAGAAACAGUAAUGGCAUUAAUGCAACGAGGAGUCGAAUUCAAUCAUACUUCGGAGAACUAUUAUAACAAUUUAAAGCAAAGAUUGAACAACGAUGGGAUUAAGUUAUAUGAAGAUUUUGAUACCUUGAGAUCAUUAAAUAUAUUGAUUGAUUAUGAUCCAUCAACAAAACCAAAACCUAAACCAAAACCUAAAUCAAAAAGGAAAAGGAAUAAUAAAUGUAAUUAUCUAUUACAAAUAUUUUCUAAACCAUUACAUGAUCGUCCUACAUUAUUUAUUGAAAUAAUUCAAAGACAUCAUCAUAAUGGGUUUGGUAAAGGUACAUUCAAAGGAUUAUUUGAAAGCAUUGAAGAACAACAGAAAUUAAGAGGGACAUUUGUUAAAUCACAGAAUAAUUAA
This is a messenger RNA of Candida albicans SC5314, 1443 nucleotides long. RefSeq lists its product as uncharacterized. Lineage: Eukaryota; Fungi; Ascomycota; Pichiomycetes; Serinales; Debaryomycetaceae. Gene Ontology annotation, molecular function: 4-hydroxyphenylpyruvate dioxygenase activity. The record is from RefSeq and is a predicted model, not a curated record. The coding region runs from base 1 to 1443 and encodes 480 amino acids. The transcript has a single exon. Gene Ontology annotation, biological process: L-tyrosine catabolic process.